AUGCAGCCGAGCGAGCUAGCCGACGCCGCGCACGCCGCUAGCGGAAACCCCCCGCAGCGUGGCCUCAACGGUGGCCGUUUCGACUUUGACGAUGGUGGUACUUAUUGUGGUGGAUGGGAAGACGGCAAGGCCCACGGCCACGGAGUGUGUACUGGACCCAAAGCUCAGGGAGCUUACGCCGGCUCCUGGCACUUCGGCUUUGAAGUUUCCGGUGUCUACACCUGGCCCAGCGGCAGUUCGUUCGAGGGUCAAUGGCAGAACGGGAAGCGGCAUGGGCUCGGUGUGGAGACGCGCGACCGCUGGCUGUACCGCGGCGAGUGGACGCAGGGCUACAAGGGCCGCUACGGCGUGCGACAGAGCACCAUUAGCAACGCCAAGUACGAGGGCACGUGGGCCAAUGGACUCCAAGACGGUUACGGCUCGGAAACAUACGCUGAUGGCGGCACUUAUCAGGGACAAUGGAUGCGCGGGCUGCGGCACGGGUACGGAGUCCGUACGUCGGCGCCGUUCGGGCUGGCGUCGCACUACCGAGGCGGAGCGCGCGGCCACCGUGGCUCCAUGUCCUCGCUCAACGAGGGCGGCGCUGACCCCUCGGAGCAGCGCACCACCCGCAUGGACGACGCCCGUGGUGGAUUCGUGCUCACCGUCAGAUCCGACCAGCCGUCGGGACGCCGCGGCUCGCUUGUCGGAAAACCUAAAGGACUGCUCCACAAAUGGCGCAAACAGCGCAGCGUCGGCGACCUGGACGGGGCCGGCACGGGCUCGGUCCACUCGGGGGGCUCGGGGGGCUCGGGCUCUUCGUGGGUCUCCUCGGUAGACAGCACCCACUCCGCUAUGACUCAUGCCUCUUUGCACACAAACUCAAACGCAAGUUUCGUGGUCGAGGAUGAACAUUUGGAUGCGAGUGUCACAGAAACUUAUAUGGGCGAAUGGAAAAACGACAAACGCACUGGGUUCGGUAUCAGCGAGCGCAGCGAUGGCCUUCGAUACGAGGGAGAGUGGUCAGCCAAUAAAAAGUACGGAUAUGGUGUUACUACGUUCCGAGACGGCACGAGGGAAGAAGGCAAAUAUAAGAAUAACGUACUCAUAACGAGCCAGAAACGGAAACACUUAUUCCUCAUGCGGUCUGCCAAAUUUCGGGAACGUGUUGACUCUGCCGUAAAUGCGGCGCAACGUGCAUCUAAAAUUGCACUACAAAAGGCUGACAUAGCUAUCUCUAGAACCGCAACGGCUCGAGGAAAAGCUGAGCAAGCCGACGAAGCGGCAGACCAAGCAAAAGAAGACUGUGAUAUAGCGCAAGCUACUGCGAAGCAGUUCGCUCCAGAUUUUAAGCACCCAGGUUUUGACAGAAUAGGAUUAAGAGAAAAAUAUAGACAAAAGGUUUACGAUGCACAAGUUGCAGCGACCGUACCACAAGAAUCUGAAAAGAUCUUGGAUGGAAAGAGCAUUCCAAAUCAUAUCCCUCCGAUGCACUCACAGAUUCCUCAACCUAAUAGAGCUCCAAACGCAAUACCUUCCAGGAGAUCUUCAACGCAAUAUCCUAAAACCAUAGAUCCACGACUUGCAAAUAGUUCCAACUAUAAUACAGACAAUAGAAAUCUGGGACCUCCACAUGAUCCAUACAAUUUAUCAAAUCAAGACAAUUGGAAGUCAGCGAAUACAACGCCCCAAAUUUCACCUGAUGGUCAAAAAUCAUACAUACCCAAUGAUCAAAAUAAUCCAUAUGGGCCUAUAUCACAACAACAACAACAACCACAAGCCUCUUCGUAUAGGUUUAAUCAGCAAAGUAUGGACCAAAGUGGACAGCAAUAUGUUAAUCAAGAUAGACGAAUAUCCAUAACCCAAAUGAACAGGCCUCAAUUAAAUCAACGACCUCAACAACAAGAUUGGAACCCUCCACAAGCUCCUCCUCGACGACAGAGUGUGCUCGGCCAACCUUCUUUUGAUGCUCAAGGUAACACUUAUACUGACGGUGGAACCUCAGCGUAUGGACGAAACGAACUUCGUACCGGAACCGUACAUUCUGAGGGCCCCUUUGAUCGACAAGCAAUGCCGACCAAUCAACAAGCGUAUCGUCCAACGAUGGAUCCUCAAGGGUAUAGACAACCACAUGAUCAACAAGGUUAUGGUCAAGCGCCUGAUCAAAUGUAUAAUAGGCCUACUGACAAUCAGGCAUAUAGACAGCAACCUGCUGACCAGGGUUAUAGACCAACUGCACCUACGGAACAAGAUGUUGUUAACGGAGCUCGGCCGUCAGGACCGCGACCAUCAAUUGAUUACUUCGAUCACUACAAAAGGCCUCCUAGUCGAGAUUCAAGUGUGGAUCGAUAUGGACGGCGAUCGCGCCAACCAUCUGUAGAAGCUGCUCCAAGUGGAGGCUCUCGCGCUGGCUCAGUAGCUCCGCAACCUGCAAUGCCAUCUAGGCCGGCAUCUCGAGCCGCUACUCCAGCAGGCAAUGGUCACGUAGCUUCUGGUCGCAACUCGAUAUCUCGAGCAGGUUCGCGAGAACCUCAACCAUUUGAAGAAUCACUUUUGAGAAAAAGGACGCUGGGUCAGGAAAUAUCACCAUCACCUUACCAGCCCAAACGCACUGAAAGUUUGUAUGUGGCUCAGAUGCCAGAACCACCGCCACCUGCGCCGAUGAGAGGUGGAGGAGGCGGCGGAGGUGGUCGAAAGAUGCUAAGCACGCCGCAGACACUUCAGCGCAAGAAAUCGUUGCCGGACGUCGCAGGAAUGCCUCGCAUGCCUGACGGCGGCGGCAUGUCCCGCGAAGAGGUCUCGGCUCUCGGCUCGGCACGUCGUGAGGAGGUGCGCCGCAUGCACGAGGAGACCGAGAAACUGAGGGCCAACCCUCUGCUCUACUUAGUUAGUCCGCAAGUCAAGGACUGGUUCUCCCGGCAGCAGCUGGUGAUCCUAGUGCUGUUUAUCAACAUCUCGCUGGGCAUCAUGUUCUUCAAGCUGCUCACGUAG
Molecule: messenger RNA, 2970 nt
Organism: Spodoptera littoralis (African cotton leafworm)
Lineage: Eukaryota; Metazoa; Arthropoda; Insecta; Lepidoptera; Noctuidae
Source: the annotation of a GenBank genome assembly